This is a messenger RNA of Alligator sinensis (Chinese alligator), 5761 nucleotides long. It is a transcript of the gene TAPBPL, whose product is annotated as TAP binding protein like. The record is from RefSeq and is a predicted model, not a curated record. The transcript has 7 exons. Gene Ontology annotation, cellular component: external side of plasma membrane. Lineage: Eukaryota; Metazoa; Chordata; Crocodylia; Alligatoridae. Gene Ontology annotation, biological process: negative regulation of T cell proliferation; positive regulation of T cell proliferation; cell surface receptor signaling pathway. Bases 73 to 1440 code for a protein of 455 amino acids.
ACUCAGAGCAGCGUGAUUUCCGGACAAGCCCUGGGGUCCCUGGCUGUCUGGAAGUCUUUUGUGUGGAGCACAAUGAGCCUGGGCCUUGUCCUUUUCUGUGGACUGCUGGCUCUGAAGACGGGGUGGACAGAAGAUCUAGGCCCCAGAUCCUCAUUACGCUCUGUGGACGUGGUUCUGGACUGCCUCUACAUAGAGGAAACUGCAGGAGAUUUGCCAGGUUCAUUUGCUAGCUCAUUUUCCCAGGACAGUGCCACUCUGGUGCUGAGAGAUGUCAGUGUCAUCGAUGAUGGGAGCUUGGACGAUGUCACCAAUUAUGAAGCGCCAGGGGCAAGCACUGGCUCCGCACCCCCCCUCAUCUUUGAGGCUUCGGCCAAGUUGGUAGCCAUCCCAUAUGCAGAAUCCCUGCUGCAUGCAGACUGUUCUGGAGAGGAGGUGACUUGUGAGAUCUCUCUGUACAGCCGACACCAGACAGAUGAGGGGACCUGCCAGUCCUCCUGGUUCAUGGGGACCCUGAAGCUGUCCAGUGGGAUCAGUAUUGCUCUAGUGCUGAGGGGCCCCUGCAGGAGUGAUGGGAAGGAAGAGGAGAGAAUGAUUGUGCUGCACCCAAAGCUGAAGGUCCCUGUAAGCAAUGAGGGGACAGUGCUAACAACAGUUGAAUUCCAGUCAUCAUCUCUCACCCCGACCCUGCGCACCCGUCUUGGCAGCUCCGUCACCCUGAACUGCAGGUUUGCCUUGGCACCUGGCUCUCCACUGGCUUUGCUGGAGUGGAGGCUGCAGCACCAAGGCAGUGGGCGCAGUGUGUUCCGGUACCAGACAGGGAGUGAGCCACAAGAAGAGCAGCCAACGGCCCAUGUGGACAUGGUGCAGCUGCUGGAGACUGGCGAUGCAUCACUUAGCCUGCAUGGUGUGGGCAUGAAGGAUGAAGGGACGUAUAUCUGCUUGGUGUCCAGCCCCAAGCAUCAAACACAGCACAUCAUCCAGCUGCAGCUGGCCGAGCCCCCAAGAGUCCGCUUGUUCCCAGACCUGGUGUCACGGGAGGGUGAUGGAACUACGACCCUGACCUGUGAGAUUUCUGGCUACUACCCCCUGGAUGUCUCAGUGAGCUGGACCCGGGAGUCCCCUGAGGAUGAAGACAAGGUGCCCAUCCCAAGCUCGAGCAUAUAUUUUUCCAGCCACAGGCAAGGCCAGGUUGGCACCUAUAGCAUCAGUUCCUACCUGCUCAUCAACUUAGCAACAGAACUGGCACCAGUCACCUUCAGCUGCCAUGUUUCACACCUAGCCCUUGAGGAGCCAGUUGUAGUUAGUGCCCAUCUCAGAGCACCAAACCAAAAAACAUCCAAAGUGGUUGUGGGAGUCAUCAUCUCUACUGCCCUCUUUGUUGUUGCUCUCUUUGGCCUCACACACGGAUGGAGAAAGCCAGUUGAUCUGAAAGCUGAAUAAUCUCUGGAGACUUCAGAAUGAAAGGGACAGUGACCUCAGCUACCCAUGUUCCUGUACCACCUCUGACAGGUGCCAUCCCAGAGGGCAAUCCAACCACUUAAAAACUGAUCUCAUUUUACAUGGACAGAAUGAUUUGUCAGGCACCUGAAUCCCAUGUGGUAGGGUCAGGAACCCUCAUGCUGCUUCUUGUUGGAAGAACAGAGCAGCAGUGUGAUCUAGGAAGAUGGAUUCACUGAAAAGGGAAUGUCUCCACCUUGGGAAGGUUACCUUGUUAACCCCACUGGCAUUGCUCUUCCCACACUGCAGGGUCUCACUGCCUUAUGUAGUUGAUAACAGAGUUAGGAACUAUUGCUUUAUCAAAACAAAUAGGGAGUAGGUUGCCCCUAAACAAUGGACACUCUGGGGUGGGGGAACAGCCAGCUCACAUUCAGUCUGUGCUGAACAUGGAAGAGUUGGUAGAAACUCAAUUUCCCACUGGAAUGAUCCCAUCUCUGGUCUUAGUUAUGGCUCUAAUUAGCCAACAAAGCCCACCUGGGUAUCUUUUUUGAAAACUGCAUUUAGAAAACUCAGAGCAGAGAGAGAAUGAUCUGUAAUGAAUGGGGGUCACUCUAGAGCUGAACCAGACCACACCUGCACUGUUUACUGUUGGGUUCUUUUAGGACCUCUCCAGUUUGAUUUGUGGUACAUAUUGGGUAUGAGGUUGGCAGAACAGAGCAGACCUUCACUAAUCAUUAUAUAAUUCACAGCUUUUGCCCUUUUUACAGAAAUAAUCAACAAAGAAGAAAUAGUUCAUUCUCUCAGACUUAGUCAAGGGCAGUAGAGUGGAAAACAGGGAAAACAUACUAGGGUAAAGAGAUUCUUCCCAGCACUGAUCCCUUCCCCAUGGGGCACUUCAGCCAUAGCAGCAAAGAGAAAUUGAAGCUAGGCAAAAAUUUUAACUUCAUUUCUUUGAUAAAUAAAUGUAGGACAGAUCCAACUGGCACUAUUCAUAGGCUCUAAGGCAGGGGUGGACAGUUAUUUGGGCCAGAGGGCCACAAAGAGAGUUUUGGUGAGCUGUUGUGGGCCAGGUCACCCUUCCAACAGCUCAACAAAACUCCCUAAGUGGCCCUGCAGCCCAAAUAAUUGCUCACCCCUGAUCUAAAGGCAGAAAGAAAACAGGUUACAGAAACCUAACCUUUGUUCCCUCUUCUCCUUGCACCCACUUCCCUGCCCUGAGUCCCUGAUACACUGCCAGGCUGGUAUCACUCUGUGUUCCUGCAUGCUGCUUCAGGCCAAGUGGGUGCACCUGGCAUGGCUCCUGCCCAACCCACUUACAUGCUGGGGACUCAGGGUCAAGCAGUAGCUGCACCAGCCACUCCAGCUGUGCCCAUGUGGCUCAGCCUGAAGUGGCACAAGGGAACACAGCACAGCAACACGUUAACCACACCCAUGCCCCUACCACACCUUGGCCUGGCAGAGCCCAGAUAACCUAGAGCUCCUGGCCCUCUUCGCCUGCACCCCUUCCCUCACCACGGGGAAGAACCUUACCUGAGCUUCCACUUGCUGGGGACCGAGCUGUCUGGUCUGCAAAUGGCCACAGGGUCAGAGCUGCACACAGACAGACUCACCAGGCAGAAGCCUGGCCAGGAGCUCAGUGCCUCCUGCCUUGAAGUGUACCCUGGGGCCUGGGGAGUGGGACAAGACAGUCCUGCCAGGGAAGAGAGUGGCUGCUGCUGCUGCUUCUAUAGCCAGCUUGCAUGGGGAAGGGAAAAGGGCGAGAAGCACCGAAAGCCAGGGCAACCACAGGCUGGAUACAAUUCUCCAAAGGAGCAUCUGCAAGCCAGAUAAAAUCAUGUGGCAGGCCAGGUCCAGCCCACAGGCAAUAUUUUGCCCGCCCCUGCUCUAAGGCCAGAAGGUACUGCCAUGAUCAUCAACUCUGGAUUAAAGCAGGUCUUUAAAAAGAUUAUCUAUAUUUAUAUAUUUAUAUAAUUUAUGUAAUCUUUUUAAAGAUAUAUAUAUAUGUAUAUAUAGUUUCAUUGUGUAUAGUAUAAGUAGAUAUGUGUGUGCAAGUAUAUAGUUUGUGCUUUGAAAGGGAUAAAUUCCCAGUGCUGAGAAAACAUAUGCACAAAAUUGACUGAGUAAGCCUUUUGGCCAAGAAAAAUGUGAUGAAAAUUGGGAGAUAUUUUAGAAGAGUUCACAAAAUGGUUAAAAUCUAUGAUUCCAUAGCUAUGAAUCAGGACAGAUAUGCUUAAUAUCUAUCCUGGUUAAGAGAGGAACCAAAGGGAGUGAUUAAAUUUGAUGGGGAAUGCUAAAUACAUGUUGGAAAAUGCCAUAGUUCGUAGAGCUAAAGACAAUAAAAAAUAUAUUUUUUAAUGUAUUGGGCAUGUCUACACAUGCCCCUUUGGCACCAUUGUUACUGCGCUGUGUGCACGGUUAUUUUUCACUGCUACGUUACUUUAGUGACUCACUAUACUGAGGAAGUGCACCUCUAUACCAACGUAGGCUGCGGUGUUGUGGUUUUUGCCCAUGAACGCUACAUUAGGAACAAAAGAAAUCUUUCCAAUGGUUAGGUUCUUUGGUAGAUGAAGAUGGAACAAUAACUAAUGAUGCAGAAAGGGCACAAUCUUUCAAUAAAUAUAUUUAUGUUCCAUAUAUGGAAAGGAGCAGAAUGAUAUAUUCAGCUUGCAUGAGGAUAAUGAACUAGGAAUUCAGGUAAUAGCUAGCAUCUGCUAAGGAUAAUUAUUUUAAAAUGGGCACACCUACCAUUAUACAAACAUGAGGAGAACUCUCUCCCACUGUUGUUAAUUCUUAAUACAACUUGGAAUACUGGAGAAAUUCCAGAGGAUUUGAAGUAUGCUAAUGGUUUAGCAGUAAUCAUAAAGGACAAGUGAGGGGAAAAUUAGUGGCCUAUUUGUAUUCACAGUCCCAGAGAAAACAAUGGAAAAACUGGUAGAAAAAUAAUUUAACAAGGACUUAAAGGAUGGUAGUAUAACUAGUACCAGUCAACAUGGUUUUUUGAAAAAUGGGUCUUGUCAAGUAAGCCUGAUUCAUGGCUGACAUAAUAUAUUGGGUUAGUAAAGAUAACUGAAAUAUAAAGACCUUUGGGAAGCAUUGACUUAGCACAGCACCACUUUCUGAUGAAGCAGUAAUAUGCGCUAAUGAUAAAGCUCACAUUCUCUGGAUUAAGCACUGACUGACAAUAUUAGAACAGUGGUUGUAAACAUUGAAUCAUCAAUCAACACAAAAUGGGGUUGUUUAUAUGGGAGUUUUGCAGAGACAGGUUUUAGCUUUAUGCUAUUCCAUACUGUUAUCAGUGGAAGUAACUCUGAAAGGAAAGGACUGCUGAAAAAUGUGUGGAUGAUAUGAAGAUAAAUAGUGUGGCAAAUAAUGAGAAAAAUAAGGCAGUCAUUCUGAGUGACAUGGAUUGCCUAGUAAAUUGGCCAUAUUCAAACUAAGUGCAUUGAAAUGCACCCAAAUACUUGGACAGAAAAUGCAACCUAUACCUUGAGGAUGGGGAUUGCAUCCUGGAAAGCAGUGGCUUGAAAGAAAGAGUUAGGGGUUUGCCAGGCACCCAAAUAUAUUCUACCUAAUAUGUUGCCCUGGGCAAAAAGGGAGAGCACAGUCCUGGAGGGGAGUAAUGAGUUGGAAUGUGAUUUUUUUUUAACUGCUGUGUACCACACUGAUGAGAACUGUGGUAGAAUCCUAUUAUAAAGAAUAUGGUAGACUUCUCUAUUUAUUCUAUGAGAAUUAAGUAUAUUUCUGUGGGAUUAGGUUUACUGUUUUUCCGGCUGAAAGAUAAUGAAGAGUUAAAAAGUCUUAUCCAGUAGCUAGCAAACUGACAAUGGAGGCGUUCAUUCAUAUACUUCAGAUGCAGUAUGAUGGGAAAUCUAAAGCAAAGAACUUAAAAACAAAUGAAAAGCAGAGGCUCUGAGGCAGAGGUGCUGACUACAUGGGGUCCUGAGGGCCCUGACCCCCUUAGAAAGAGGACUGCCACCUGAAAUGCAUAGAACUUUCUAAAUGUCCAUCAUCUUAGCACAACCCCCCACAACAAAAAUAAAAGUCAGUGCCUAUGCUUUGAGGACACAAGGGAAGAGGACCUGCAGACAAACACUAUUGUAUGGUUCCCAGCUAUUGGGCACUGUUGAGGCCUACUUUAUCUUGCAAGGAAUGGCCAAAUUUAGUUCAGGUAAUAGGUUUAUAAACUAGUUGUUUUAGCUUUUUUCCUUUCUGGUUUUGAUGCUCUUAUGAAAAAGAAAAUAUUUAUAUUGAACAACCUGUGCUUUGUUUCUGCGCUUGCAUACUGAUCUUAGACUCCUAGGCUAUAAACAGAUGUUGUAUUUCU